AUGAAGGUGAUAGUGGAGUGGAUAGAUGGAGGGUUUAGAAUGGAUCCAGAUGAAGUUUUGAAGAAUAGUUCAGAUGGUUUAGAGAGUUCGAAUGAGCGAGAAGGUGUAACCAGGUUGUCAUGGGGCGAUCUGAGAAUCUCGGAUCUCAAGAAGAUACUAGUUGGAUCUGGCGGCUCUCUAGGGUCUGAUGUCUAUAAAACGUUCAUUACGAAUAUAUGGACAUGGGACUCAUAUGACGGGCUAUUUGACUUUUUCCUUGGUCUUGACAAGUACCUGGUUAGUCCUUUUAAACCGGAAAGCUCGCAGAAUGACGGCGACGAAGACAAUGGUGAUGGUGAUGACGAUGACGAUGAAGAUAAUUAUAAUGGCAACGAGAACGACGACGACAAUGAUAAUGAAUACGAUAGUAACAAUAGAUCUGGUGUUAACAGGGCCAGAGAUAACGCCAAACAGGCCCGAGCACCACGACUGAAAUUGGUGUCUAAUUCAGUGCUAGGGAACUUUUUCCGCAAGUGCUUCCUAGCGUUUGAAAGGCUCGAGUUCGAUAAAAUGUUGGGUUUAUGGCGCGAUUUUGAACAGUUCCGAGAGGAAACUAGAACUAUUUGGGAAGAAAUCCAUCUUAAUAUAUACAAACGAGGCUCAAUAAGAGUCAGAAAGGAAAGCACUCCAUUGAGUGAUAACGAUGAACUCGCUUCAAAUCCGUCUUUCCUGAUUCCUCAGAGUCCGGGUGAAGAAGACCCAUCUGAAAAGUGUAUCCCUGCACUGGCACACUUAAUUAGCGGCGACAAUGACAGAUUUCGCAGCAGUCCACUUGCCAAUAACAAGGAUGGCAAGGACAAUAGCAAUGGUAGCGGUAGUCACUCAAGCCUGAUCAAUAUUAAACUGUCUGAUGAAACUAUGGAAGCUAUUUUCGAAAAUCAAGUCGACCAGUUUCAGAAACACGGUUCGAUUCUACCCAAGCAUGUAGUAUCUGUUAUGGAAGAACUCGUCCGUAUUCAGUCAUUAAAAGGGUCAUUACCGCCAUCAGCAUACUUCCUACAGUACCUUGAAGCCUGUAGAAACCGAGACCACGAAAAGGCUUUUGAGAAUUUACAUAGAUUUUACGAUUAUUCUAUGGACAGUCGAGGCAAGAGCCAUUAUCAAUACGCCCUUUUCACACUGGCAACGCUACAUGCCGAGUUCAACAACUCUUCAGAGGCCAUCCGGGCUGCUCAAGAAGCCAUUGCUGUGGCCCAUGAGAACAUGGAUAUCGCCUGUUUAACUCAGAUCUUGUCCUGGCUCUACAGCUACCUACAAAAUAACCCUCACUGCAGUCUACCUGUAUCACUAGCAUCAAAAGAACAAAUCGGCCAGUUCCUGCUCGCCAAAUCCUGGGACGUCUCACCCCUACUGGCAUCUCUUUCAUUUCAGAAUGACGUUAUCCAGGUGUUAGGCAAUGGCCGGUCUGGACCACCUACUAAUCUCACCAACAUUUUCGAGUCCCUUAUAAAAGCAUCUUUCAUAAACAUUACAACCAAUUCUCCAUUAACCAUGGCCAGUCUAAACCUCGUUCAGUCAACCCUCUGGAACAGAUUGGGUGUAGACGUUGUAUCUGAUAUGUACCUCGACAACUGUCUCACUCUAACCACACCAGCUAACCCCAGCUCGUCUCUUCACUUGGGUAAUUCGUCGGCAUACCUCCAAGCAGCCUGUAUCAAAGCACACAAACUACUUUUACAGGGUCACGUAACAAAAUCAUUCGACCUGCUCAACUCUUUAAAACCCCUGGCAGACCGAUCAAUCGCCUAUCAACAGAUCUGGCUCCCGAACGCCCUUAUUCUCCACAUCUGGCACGCUCUCAAAGAAAACCGACUGGCUCAAGUCGAUAUAUACAUCCAAAGACUGACCGGACUGUUCAUCGCCAGUCCCUACAUCACCCACUCGGCCCAACUUGCUGAGAUCGAGCUCGACCUUCUCAGCGGAAACACAUCCCGAGCCAUCGACAAAACCGUCAAGUAUGUCGAAACGUCCAACGACCCCAACACCGACAUCCUCUUCCAACUCCAGUACAUGAUCCGGCACAUUCGAGCCCUCUGCAAAUCAGGACGACCCACUCGAGCCUUCUCCAUCACACUCCGCUGCUUCCAAAUGGCCCAGAGAAGUGCUCUCGUACCCGCUGUCCUCGAAUCUCUCAUACUCCUCACCACCAUCCUCAUCAGCCGUCAAGACCACCGAGACGCUCUGUCCAUUCUCGACACGCUGGUGCCAAAAGUAAGUGCUUGCGACGCUGCCUCCGGCGGCUGGGGCUGCACCCCAGACCCCGCUGCUCCUCUCGCUUCGCUCGAGUCGUUGCGUGGGGGGUUCCCUUCUGGAAAACUAACAAGAAUACAGGUGCUGGAGUGUGGAUAUGUGUCACUUGUGAGUGAAGUUUAUGAGAAUAUGGCUGGUGCGACUGUCGGGGUGGCAUCAGGCGAGCCUGAAGACGUGGCCAAAGUGCUCUACGAGAGAGCCUUCAGAUACACCGUCGAGGCUGCCAAAUGUAAGUACUUUCGGUAUGAGAGACGCUGGACUUGGCUAACGAAAGACAGACUUGGAGCGCGAGAACAACCUCGUCCGGCUGCUGGAAAUCUGCGGCAAGCAGAAGACUCUGGCUCAACUCCUGGAAGACAGAGUCCGAUUAGAAAAGAUAGAAAGCAUCGCAGCCACCCUCGAGGACCAGCUCCACACCAACACCAGCAGAAUCCAAACCGACAACAUCCAUUAAUAACCACCUGGGACCCGAAGCAACGACUCGAGCGAAGCGAGAGGAGCAGCGGGGUCUGGGGCGCAGCCCCAGCUGCCGGAGGCACCAGGCCACAGGGAGUAUCAGUCAUGAAACAAUAA
Sugiyamaella lignohabitans is the source of this 2862-nucleotide messenger RNA. RefSeq names its product anaphase promoting complex subunit 5 (gene APC5). The transcript has a single exon. Gene Ontology annotation, molecular function: protein binding. The record is from RefSeq and is a predicted model, not a curated record. Gene Ontology annotation, cellular component: anaphase-promoting complex. Bases 1 to 2862 code for a protein of 953 amino acids. Lineage: Eukaryota; Fungi; Ascomycota; Dipodascomycetes; Dipodascales; Trichomonascaceae. Gene Ontology annotation, biological process: positive regulation of mitotic metaphase/anaphase transition; protein K11-linked ubiquitination; anaphase-promoting complex-dependent catabolic process.